UGUGACGUUGAGGUGGCUGCUAGGUCACAGAGCGGCUAUCUAUGCUGGAGAAUGGGGUGCGGGUGGGGCGGCGUUCGUAUCUUAGGCCUGAUGAAGUUCUAAAGUUAGCCUGAAGGAGGGAAUCGCACGAGUCAAAAUAACUCUCAAAAUAAACAAACAAGCGAACACUUAAAUGGCCCAUCAAGCACAGCACACAUGAGUUUAAGAACAAAAAGAAAGGUGCCAUGUCUAAACUGCCUGACCUCUCAGCCUGAUAACCAUGCAACUCCCAGAAUGUGGUUCUCAAACAUUAGGAGUAUCAGAAUCUCCUGGAAAGCUGAUAAACAGAUUGCUGGGCCCCAAGUCAGAGUUUUCUCAUUCUGCAGUAUGGGAUGCAGGCAGAGAAUACGCAUUUCUAACAAGUUCCCUGGCGAUGCUGCUGCUGGUCCAGGAACCACACUUUGAGACCCACUGCCCUAGUGACAGUUGGGGCAGGGGUGAGGGUCUUCCACGCCAUCAGCCUUAAGGGUCCACACCACUGAUUUAAUGUUAAGUACUUCUAACCAUGGUUCUCAACCUCCGCUGCAGAUAGAAUCACCUGGGGAGGUUUUAAAACAAAUGGCUAGGCCAUUUUAGAAAUGGCGGCUCCGCUGGGAGGCAUGUUCUCCGGGCAGCCACCCGGACCCCCGCCACCCCCGCCGGGGCUCUUGGACUAGGCUUCGCUUCUUCAGGCCAUACCAGGCGUUCCGAGAACUUCUAACAGUACCUUGGUGGACGAGUUGGAGUCAUUGUUCGAGGCUUGUUUUGCUUCUCUGGUGAGUCAGGAUUAUGUCAAUGGUACAGAUCAGGAAGAAAUUCGAACUGGUGUUGAUCAGUGUAUCCAGAAAUUUCUAGAUAUUGUGAGACAGACAGAAUGUUUUUUCCUACAAAAACGAUUGCAGUUAUCUGUCCAGAAACCAGAGCAAGUUAUCAAAGAGGAUGUCUCGGAACUGAGGAACGAAUUACAGCGGAAGGAUGCUCUGGUCCAGAAGGACUUAACAAAACUGAGACAUUGGCAGCAGGUGCUGGAGGACAUCAACAUGCAGCACAAAAAGCCAGCCGACAUCCCUCAGGGUUCCCUGGCCUACCUCAAGCAGGCAUCUGCAAAUAUCCCUUCACCGAUGAAGCAAACCUGAGGAAAAGCCACCUGAACAUGAGCUGGUGGCUGAGUCAGCCCAGACACAGUUUUGUCAAACAUCACUUCUUGUAGACAUGACAUUUUGGGAGAACUCUUUGCCAGAGAAUAUGAUUUUAGUUUUGUGCUCUCAUCUAAAAUUUUCCCCCUAUUUUUAUAAGUGUUAUUUCUGGAGUACUUUA
Eubalaena glacialis (North Atlantic right whale) is the source of this 1335-nucleotide messenger RNA. RefSeq names its product mediator of RNA polymerase II transcription subunit 28-like. The record is from RefSeq and is a predicted model, not a curated record. The transcript has a single exon. NCBI's taxonomy places the organism in Eukaryota, Metazoa, Chordata, Mammalia, Artiodactyla, Balaenidae. Gene Ontology annotation, cellular component: mediator complex.